This is a messenger RNA of Pan troglodytes (chimpanzee), 2461 nucleotides long. It is a transcript of the gene TRABD, whose product is annotated as TraB domain containing. Bases 243 to 1385 code for a protein of 380 amino acids. The record is from RefSeq and is a predicted model, not a curated record. The transcript is spliced from 10 exons. NCBI's taxonomy places the organism in Eukaryota, Metazoa, Chordata, Mammalia, Primates, Hominidae.
GGAGUUUCCCCGGUGUACCUCGGCAGCCUUGCGCUGCUCUAAUGGUCCGGACUUCCGUGUGUGAGUUUCCCCCGUGCGCCCCGGCAGUCUUGCGCUGCUCCUAAGAGUUCUGGCUUGUGUGUGUAGCUAGACCCAGGGAGGCGGCCGUCUCCCGGACCGGGUGCUUGUCUGGGCUGGCUGGCCUGGCGGCUGCUCACAACAGCUUCCGGCUCCCCACGGGUGCAGGAAGCCGCCGCCCGGCCAUGGACGGGGAGGAGCAGCAGCCACCGCAUGAGGCCGACGUGGAACCUGUUGUGCCAUCGGAGGCUUCAGAGCCGGUGCCCAGGGUGCUUUCUGGAGACCCCCAGAACCUGUCCGAUGUGGACGCCUUCAACCUGCUCCUGGAGAUGAAGCUGAAGCGGCGGCGUCAGCGGCCCAACCUGCCGCGCACUGUGACCCAGUUGGUGGCUGAGGACGGGAGCAGGGUGUACGUGGUGGGGACAGCCCACUUCAGCGACGACAGCAAGAGGGACGUUGUGAAGACCAUCCGGGAGGUGCAGCCUGACGUGGUGGUCGUGGAGCUCUGCCAAUACCGUGUGUCCAUGCUGAAGAUGGACGAGAGCACGCUUCUGCGGGAGGCCCAGGAGCUCAGCCUGGAGAAGCUGCAGCAGGCCGUGAGGCAGAACGGGCUCAUGUCGGGGCUGAUGCAGAUGCUGCUGCUGAAGGUGUCUGCGCACAUCACCGAGCAGCUGGGCAUGGCCCCAGGCGGCGAGUUCAGGGAGGCCUUCAAGGAGCCUCUGCUCCAGGCCAGCAAGGUGCCUUUCUGCAAGUUCCACCUGGGUGACCGGCCCAUCCCCGUCACCUUCAAGAGGGCCAUCGCAGCGCUCUCUUUCUGGCAGAAGGUCAGGCUGGCUUGGGGCCUGUGCUUCCUGUCAGACCCCAUCAGCAAGGAUGACGUGGAACGCUGCAAGCAGAAGGACCUACUGGAGCAGAUGAUGGCCGAGAUGAUUGGCGAGUUCCCGGACCUGCACCGCACCAUCGUCUCGGAGCGCGACGUCUACCUAACCUACAUGCUGCGCCAGGCCGCGCGGCGCCUCGAGCUGCCUCGGGCCUCUGACGCCGAGCCCAGGAAGUGCGUCCCCUCCGUGGUCGUGGGCGUCGUGGGCAUGGGCCACGUGCCUGGCAUCGAGAAGAACUGGAGCACCGACCUCAACAUCCAGGAGAUCAUGACCGUGCCCCCGCCGUCCGUCUCCGGCAGAGUGUCUCGGUUGGCCGUGAAGGCCGCCUUCUUCGGCCUGCUGGGCUACAGCCUGUACUGGAUGGGCCGCCGCACUGCGAGCCUGGUCCUGUCGCUGCCCGCCGCGCAGUACUGCCUGCAGAGGGUGACCGAGGCCCGGCACAAGUAGGAGACUGCUCCCCGCCCGCUCGGGCCCCUGAGGAGCCAGUGCCCCCGCGGCACUUCUGGGUGCCAGGUGCAUCCUAGCCUGCCCGAGGCCCCUGCCACCCCCCAUGGGGGUCUGGGCCCGGCUUCGCCUGCCUUCCUGGGCCAGUCACCCCUCCCCCAGCCCACCCAAAUAAAGGAUUAUUUAACUGUCUGAGCUCAGGCCUCCCGGCAGCCCCUCCCCUCCCACACUGCAGGGGCCGUUCCCCGGCUUCUGGACAAGACACCCAGCUCCGAGGGGGCAGGGGCUUGUAGGAGGGGCCGAGGCGUGCGCUGCCCUCUCAGCCCUGGUGGCGGGCGGGGGACAAUGGCCACUGUCCCUACCUCACUGUGCCUUCCUGUGCUCCGGCCACAGGAGCGUCGGCCCAGGGGCGGCUCCUGGGGGCUCCAGGGCAGGCGAGACUGGGAAAGGCCCAGCCCUGGAGCUCCAGCCGACCCCACCGUGCCCCUGGCAUCCUGGCCCUGGCCGCCACCUCCCUGGUACCGUCUGCCUGCAGGGAUUCUGUGUUUUUGGCUUUUUUAAUGUCUUAAAAUCUUUUACUCAGGUAAUUUUAAUUUCAAAGAGAAAAACUGAAGUAAAUGUCAAAAAACACCAGCCUUAAAUCCAGAGGGACAGAAUUCGUGUUCUUGGGUCUGUCCCGAGUGGGCUCGCGUGCAGCCAAACAUCAGCUCUGGGUCCAGGCGUGGCCUCAGCUGGGAGCCUGUGUCCUGAGCCCCUGGAGCAAAGGGGUGCCUGGGGUGUCUUGGCCCUCUCUGGACAGACAAUGUGUGCACCUAUGUGGAAGGCCAAGGACAUGGGCUGUGGCCAGGCCUGUCCCGCUCAGGCCCCCUGCCCGGCGGCCGUCUGUGUGCGGGGCCUCCCUCCUGGCUGUCCAGGACACGGCCCGUGCAGCCCCAGCCUGGACCCAGGCCAUCUCUGGUUGUGUCUGUGCCGACUCAGUGUUGAAUCAAAUCAGGUGUGCGUCAGGAGCCGGCUGUGUCCUUCCUGCCACACUCGGGGAUUCAUUCCUUAGAAACUGAAAUAAAUUCUAAUUUUGGAAA